AUGAGCGGUGAAAGAAAACAAGAAUCAAAAGGCGACGACGAAUAUAAACCCAUCGGCACAAAACAACAGAAAAGGCUCCGCCCCAUGGCUGAAAACACCAAUAAUGGAGGAUCAUCGCCGUCGUCUCCGGUGACAAAAAUCCCUCAAGACCAGCUCUUUUCGAUCCUGCUCCUGUUGCCGGUCGAAUCGAUCCUAUGUUUCUCCAUGACCUGCAAAAAGCUCAAGCCUUUAGCCUAUUCCGAUUCCCUCUGGGAAUCCAUCUGCCGGAGGGACUGGGGGCAAACGCCGGUCAACGCCCUGAAAAGGGGUUCCGAUCGCCUGCGGCGGCAUCCAUGGAGGGAGUUGUACCGGCGGGUUUAUGGGUUGGACUCCGUGAGCUGCCGCAGGCUGAGGAGUGGCCCAGAUGGCGAUGGGAUUUUGCCGACGCCCAGAGCUUCUCACUCGCUGAAUUUAGUUUCUGGGUGUUUAGUUCUCUUUGGUGGGGGAUGUGAAGGAGGCAGGCACCUCGACGACACAUGGGUCGUGCACUUGAGCGAAAACCCGGCCCUGCCCCUCAGAUGGCACAAGAUCGACUCGGGCAGCCCGGGCGGCCGGUUCGGCCACUCGUGCGUCUCGGUCCGCGGCUCCCUCAUCCUCUUUGGCGGCAUCAACGACUUCGGCACACGCCACAACGACACGUGGAUCGGCCGACUGGUGGGCCCGGCGGCCCACUUUUCCUGGGAGCCCCUCGACUCCGGCCCGAUCUCCCCACCGCCCCGUGGGGCACACGCAGCCUGCUGCAUCGACGACAGGUACGUGCUCGUCCACGGAGGCAUCGGCCCAUCUGGAACAAGGCUUGGCGACACGUGGAUCCUCGACCCGGAUUCGAAAACGUGGAGGCAAAUCAUGGCCAGUCCGAGCCCACCGUCGAGAUCGGGCCACAGUCUGACCCAUGUGGGCAAAGCUGGCACUGUACUUUUCGGAGGAAGGGGAACGGGGCUCGAGGUCUUAGGGGACGUUUGGCUGCUAAACUCCCGAUGGGAAUGGAGACAGCUGGCGUUUGAACCGCGGAGCGUGCCUCGUGGGCUCUCUCUGCCUCGAGUGGGCCACUCGGCUAGCCUCAUCGUGGGCCAGCGGCUACUUAUCUACGGUGGGGAGGACUCGUAUAGGAACCGGAAGGAUGACUUUUGGGUGCUGGAUGUGGGCUCGUCGUGUGGCGUUGGGCCGGCUUCUGGGAGGCUGUGGAAGAGAGUGGAGUCCAGAGGGGAGAGGCCCGAUUGCAGGUCGUUUCACGGGGCGUGUGUGGAUGAGACUGGUCGGUUUCUGUACGUGUAUGGCGGGAUGGUUGAUGGGUUGGUCCGGCCAGCCGACCCGUCGGGGCUGAGGUUUGAUGGGGAGAGUUUCUUGGUGGAGCUUGUGUUGUAG
This is a messenger RNA of Striga hermonthica, 1404 nucleotides long. The record is from the annotation of a GenBank genome assembly. NCBI's taxonomy places the organism in Eukaryota, Viridiplantae, Streptophyta, Magnoliopsida, Lamiales, Orobanchaceae.